Rangifer tarandus platyrhynchus (Svalbard reindeer) is the source of this 1671-nucleotide messenger RNA. The record is from the annotation of a GenBank genome assembly. NCBI's taxonomy places the organism in Eukaryota, Metazoa, Chordata, Mammalia, Artiodactyla, Cervidae.
AUGAGUCGAAUAGGGAAGAAAAGCUCCUCAGAUGGAGAAACUACACCCCAGGCUCCACUUGUCAAUGAGAGCAUCAGGGAGUCAAAAUCCAGGUUCCCCAAACCUGGAAGCAGAAAAGAGAGCAUUGACCCUAAAACAACUGAUUCCCAAUCCCAGGACAAGACACCGAAGACAAUCUCCUUAGACUUUGCCAAGACUCUCACUUCAGAAACAGAAUUGGGAUCCAGGAUGCAGGAAAACGAGUGGUUUCUGCGGAAGCUGGGCAGAAAGGCUGUCAACAAGUGUCUAGAUCUGAACAACUGCAGGCUGACAGCAGUGGAUGUGACGGAGACGGUUGCUUUGCUGCCUUCUCUCCCAGACUUGGAAAACCUGGAUAUUUCCUGGAAUGAUGUCAUAGGUGGAAACCUCCAUGUAUUCACCCAGCAAAUGCAUCUUGUCAGCAAGUUAAAAAUCCUGAGGCUGGGUAGUUGCAGACUUACCGCUGAGGAUGUUCGGGCACUGGGAGAAGCACUUAAAGUGCUGCCUGAACUUGAAGAGUUGAAUUUGUCCUGGAACAGUAAAGUGGGAGGAAACUUGCCUCUGAUCCUCCAGACGUUGCAAGAAGGGAGCAAGAUACAAACCCUUGAGCUUGUGGACUGUACGCUUACAUCAGAAGAUGGGGUGUUUGUGGGUCAGUUGCUACCUAGACUGCAAAACCUUGAAGUACUCAAUCUUUCUAUUAACAGAAACAUCGGUGGCAGUCUCAAUAGUAUUGCUCAUGGACUAAAAAGUACCUCAAACCUGAAAGUCUUGAAGUUACAUUCAUGUGGGUUGUCACAAAAGAGUGUCAAGCUACUGGAUGCUGCCUUUAGAUACUUGUGUGAGCUGAGGACACUAGACCUUUCCUGCAACAAGGAGCUGGGUGGAGGAUUUGAAGACACUGCAGGGCUGGCCACGCUGGAGCACCUGGAGGGGCUGGAUCUUCACCAGUGCUCACUGACGGCUGACGACGUGUUGUCCCUGACUCCCGUUAUCCCUUUAUUCUCGAGCCUUCAGGAAUUGGAUUUAUCUGCCAACAAAGAGAUGGGCAGCUCUUCUGAAAACCUACUCAGCAGGCUCCGAUUUUUACCAGCGUUGAAGUCAUUGAUAAUCAGCAACUGUGCUUUGGAGAGUGAGACUUUUACCGCCCUGGCUGAAGCCUCCAUUCACCUCCCUGCUCUGAAAAUAGUCAACCUUUCUUGGAAUAAGUGUAUUGGCGGCAACCUGAAGCUGCUCCUGGAGAUGCUAAAGCGUUCAAUGUCUCUUCAAGUGCUGAGGCUGAGCAGCUGUGCCCUGGUGACAGAGGACAUGGCUGUCUUGGCAUCGGUAAUUCAGACGGGUCACCUGACCAGGCUGCAGAAGCUGGACCUGAGUUAUAACGACAGCAUCUGUGAGGCAGGAUGGACCAUCUUCUGCCAAAACCUGUGGCUCCUCAAGGAAUUAACUGAGCUGGAUAUAAGCCUUCGGCCAUCAACUUUUAGGAAGUGCGGACAAUGGUUUAGACACUUGCUAAGUGCCGUGACCAAACUUCCCAAGAUCACUGAGAUAGGAAUGAAGAGAUGGCUUCUCUCAGCUUCACAGGAGGAAGAACUACAAGGCUUUGACCAAGAUCAGAGAAGCAGCAUUCACUUUGACCAUGGUGGGUUUCAGUAA